Messenger RNA from Cetraspora pellucida, 287 nucleotides. The record is from the annotation of a GenBank genome assembly. Lineage: Eukaryota; Fungi; Glomeromycota; Glomeromycetes; Diversisporales; Gigasporaceae.
UUGGCAAAACUUUCAAAGCCAUACAAAGUGCUAAUGAGCCAACAACUCUUCUGGAUCAUGAUUUCCCUGUUGGCUCAAAACAGAAGCUCAUUCCUUCCGUUUAUCUCUUGAUUGAUCCAAAUGAUACAAAUGACACCCUUAGAAGCGGUCAACUGUCAAUAUAUAUCCAUUCACAAUAUGAAAUAGGAACAAGUGCUAUGACGCAUAUGAGCGAUCUACAGUCAUUAGUAAAUAACAGCCAUUUCAACAAUAGGCUAAAGGUUGAUGAUAAAAUUAGACCCAUCUGA